CCCAACUCACCCACCACCCAUCUUACAAAAACAAAAAUCCUUCCCAAAAGGGUCGCAUCGCGACGCCUAGUCGAUCCUUUCGCGGCAUCAUCGUGCGUGUGUGUGUGUUUGUGUGUGAGGAGGACUUUCGGGGUGGGUCGCGUUCUGCCGUCAGUCGUGUUCGGCAACAAAACUGCACAGCAAGGACAUGAUACCGCUACGAAGGAACGGAUACUAUUUUUAGCUCCGGCCUCUGUCCUUCACUUGGCGCUUUGCUGCUGCUGGGUGCUGCACCUGGCCCACUUCCGGAAGUGGGAUAUUUUGCGAUAUUGAUUUUGCUGGUGGUGGCGCCGCGCGGAUUCGCGAAACGUUGUGCUGUGCUGGACUAGUUUAGAACAAAUUUUCUAAUUAGCGUGAAAGGAAAGAAGUCCAUUAAAAUGAUUAACCUGCGGCAGGUUGCGUUGGUGGUGGCUUUGCUGGUGUUCCUGAUACAUCAAAUUUGCGCUUCCGGCGGGGACCAGAGUCAAUUCUUUCAGAAUUGCCUGAAGAGCUGCGUGAUAGGCAACUGUAGCAAGUCUGGAUUGACGUUCAGGCUGGCCGGCACCCAGAAUCCGAUCAAUAAGUUGCUCCUGUGGACCUGCUACGAUGAGUGCGGCUACGAUUGUAUGUGGCGAACGACGGGCGCGUUUCUCAAGCGAAACUGGACGACGCCGCAAUUCUACGGCAAAUGGCCGUUUGUGAGGCUGGCCGGGCUGCAGGAACCUGCCUCGGUGCUGUUCUCGAUGGCCAACUUUGGCACGCACUAUCACAUGUUGAAGCGGUUCCGGAGGGAAGUGCGGCCGGACAGUCCGAUGUACACGCUGUGGCAGGUCUUUUCGUACAUUUGCUUGAACGCGUGGAUCUGGUCGACGGUGUUCCACGCGAGGGACUUUCCCAUCACGGAACUGUUCGAUUACACUUUUGCUUAUUCGAUGGUACUGGCUUCGUUGUACUGCAUGGUAAUGCGGAUGAUCCACCGGCAGUCCAAGUACUUGAAGGGACUGUUCAGCCUGGCUUGCAUCGUUUUCUUCGUGAAUCACUUUUCGUACUUGAGCGUGGGCCGGUUUGACUAUGCGUACAACAUGAAGGCCAACAUCGUGACUGGAAUGACCGGGGCCGCCGGCUGGAUCUUCUGGUGUUUGCUGCAACGUCGAAAGCGUCGUUACGUCUGGAAGUGCUUCCUGUUUGUCGUCCUGGCGACGUCCUCGCUGCUGCUCGAAAUCAACGAUUUCCCACCGAUUCUUUGGACGUUCGACGCCCACUCCAUCUGGCAUCUGGUCACUGCCCCGCUGACCGUUCUGUUUUACAGCUUCAUCAUCGACGACUGCCGCAGUCUGCGACAGGAACUGUACGGUGACGGUCCAGAGGACAUGCGCAAGCUGCUGUGAGGAUUGCGACCGGCCGCCAAGAUGGAGUUUUAGUCGUCGGAUUUCCUGUUGAAAUUAAAAAGACUUGAUACGUGUGGUAGUAGUGUACUAUUAAAAAAUCCUUUCGUUUGCACCACCCUAAGGGAGAGACCACGCGGCCACGUUUAGUUAUAGUGACAAUAAAACAUACAAAAACACACAAAAACUCCGCUGCAACGGAGAUGGUAACGGCAAUCGAGUGGGGGUGGACUCUCCCUGGGUCGGGGCGAAGGUUUUUCACUGUUUUAUCUUUGAUAAUCGUCGGUGUUUGGGCAGUCAGUGGCGUGAACUAAUACGUUGAGAGGUCACAGAACUAUUUAAAUGUCGUGUAACUUCCUUACAAUGUUUUAGAGAGGGAAAAAGUCAAUUUUAAAUAUUCGAUAUAUAUCUACCUGUGUGUAACUGUAGUAGUAUUUGUAAUUAUUGAUGUUACUUCUAGAUAGGCUAUAGUAGGAUAGGCAACGUCGUUUUGAAUGUUGUAAAAUAGAAUGUAAGCAAAGUCAUAUAUAUUAACUCAUGGCUAGUCUUUACCACUUUCUUCGGUGAAAUAUACUAAAAGAAGAACAAAA
Molecule: messenger RNA, 1993 nt
Organism: Culex pipiens pallens (northern house mosquito)
Lineage: Eukaryota; Metazoa; Arthropoda; Insecta; Diptera; Culicidae
Gene: PGAP3
Product: post-GPI attachment to proteins factor 3
Exons: 3
Coding region: 417-1406 (329 amino acids)
Biological process (GO): GPI anchor biosynthetic process
Cellular component (GO): endoplasmic reticulum membrane
Molecular function (GO): hydrolase activity, acting on ester bonds
Source: RefSeq, a predicted model, not a curated record